Molecule: messenger RNA, 1423 nt
Organism: Drosophila subpulchrella
Lineage: Eukaryota; Metazoa; Arthropoda; Insecta; Diptera; Drosophilidae
Exons: 2
Coding region: 91-1380 (429 amino acids)
Source: RefSeq, a predicted model, not a curated record
GUGUUGUGUAAAAAAAUUGUGUAGGUACAUGUGUAAUUUUCUCAGAUAUAUUUCUAAAAUAUUUCCAAAAUUAUUUGUAAAUCCGAGACGAUGGCCAACAACUCCACUGUAAGGAAGGUGAUGCAAGUGUCCGAGGAGUCGGCACCAGCUGUGCACAUUCCCAUCAUGGUGGGCAAUGAGAUCUUCGUGCUCACCCAACAAGAUGUGCGUCGCGUGGAGGACGUCCGAAUACUUAGCUACAGUCGCCUGGGAUCCAACGGACAGCUGAGACCUGUGGACUCGACUUCGCCAGCGCCAGUGGCUUUCUCCCUGCCCACCGCAACCACCACGAACAUCUGUACUCUGGAGGAUCUUCUCGCACAGACCGCGCGAAAGAGAGUCAAUUUUCAGAUGGACGUCGACCAUGAUGCGGAUGUGAAGCAUCCUUCGAACACGGCCAAUUCUCCCAGUCCUUUCCUGCAGCCCGUCUCCUCCCGAACAAGGACAGUUGCCAGCGUGACCACUCAGUUGGCAUGGUCCAAGAACAAGGCAGAACCGGAACCCGUUUUUCCACUUUGCUACAGCGCCGGCACCUCUACAAGUGGCCUGAUGACGAACACCGGCUGCCAGCACUGUCCCAGGUCCGCGACGCACCACUCGAGCUGCCAAACUCAGAACUAUCCUAGCGCGACUCCUAUUGUGCAAGAGAAGGCGCCUCAGAAUGCGAGUUGCCAAACUCAGACAUCUCCUAUUGUGCAGAAGGAACCACCCCAGAACUCUGCUUGCCAAACUCUGAACUAUCCUAGUUUAAAUCCGAUUGUGAAGAAGGAGCCGCCGCAGAACUCGGCUUGUCAAACCCAGAGCUCUUCCAGUCCAAAUCCCAUUGUGAAAAAGGAGCCACAGAACUCGACUCAUCAGACGCAGCCGAAAACUUUCUCCACAGGCUGCAAUACUUCACUUAGCCACCUGAGCAACAAGUCCUCCGCCGAGUCAUAUACAUCAGAUGAAUGUCAAUAUACGACAUCGGAAGAGAGCCAUCAGCCCUGUCGGCACUGCAAGUCCCAACAGACCUGCGUGGAACAGGAGCUGAUGGCGCAGGUUCGACCGCAGGUUCAGACUUCCAGAUGUCCGCCGGAGCAGCCUUGCACAUCGCGACAAAUUCACUUUGAUCUCGGUCCACAAGAUCGGCAUAGGGAAUGCUUUGAAAGGAGACCCUGUACUCAGCAACUUGAUAGGCCUUUAAGGAUGAAGGAGCCGGAUUUUUAUAGGUCAACUCCACUAAGUAAAACUCUUUAUCCACGAACCAUCAAUAAAGCUCCAGAUUCCAUAAGGCACAUCAAGCGGAAUGUUAGCUACGAGGAACUCCAAAGGGGAAGUAGGUACAAGAACUCACAGCAGUAAUCUUGUACUUUUCCUAAUCACUUCUAUAUUUCUACUUUCUUUA